This is a messenger RNA of Austrofundulus limnaeus, 2410 nucleotides long. It is a transcript of the gene esrrb, whose product is annotated as estrogen-related receptor beta. Gene Ontology annotation, cellular component: nucleus. Gene Ontology annotation, molecular function: nuclear steroid receptor activity; steroid binding; sequence-specific DNA binding. Bases 795 to 2237 code for a protein of 480 amino acids. Lineage: Eukaryota; Metazoa; Chordata; Actinopteri; Cyprinodontiformes; Rivulidae. Gene Ontology annotation, biological process: regulation of DNA-templated transcription. The transcript is spliced from 8 exons. The record is from RefSeq and is a predicted model, not a curated record.
ACAUUAUUUAUGGUAGUAUAUAGUAUUUUAAUGCAAGUUUUCCCUAACUUACAAAUUCAAAGUUUCCCUUUAAAUCUAAAUGUCUUCAUUUGUGUGGACUUUAUUUAGAUUUAUGCGCCUCUUUAUUAAGAUAAAAAUGGAAACUUGUGGUGUUUUCCAUCGUUGCAUCUCUGCUGCUCAUGCGAUAAGGUGUUUUGUCUACGUGUGUGAGGCAGGCGGAGAGGAGCGAGUGCGAGUGAGCGCUCGGAUCCCUCCUCCCCGGUGCUCCGCCAGCCCCUCCGUCGCUUUAAGUCCUGCCCCUCGGAGCCAGCCAACAGCAGCUGUUCCAUAUUCAUCAAGCCCUUGAGUCUUAAAGAGCCCUAUCCCGAGCAUGGAAAAAGUCAUUCCUCUCGCUCGCACUCUCAUGCUCCCUCCAUCUCCGCGCUCAUCCCGCCGCCGCCUGCGCUUCUCCGUCUCUCACCCCCUUUUACCUCUCUGUCUGUCCGUCCCUCCUCCCCUUCGCCCUCUUUCACCCCCUCUCUCUCCGUAACACACAUUUACUCUCACACACUCGGACACACACUCCUUCUCGCUCUCCCUCACGGUCACACACACACACACACACUCACACAUGCAUACACACUCAAUUCAUCAGAGCCCGACAUACCUGUGCAGGCUGAGGGGGAGCAGCGCUGGAGGGGCUUUUCGGCAGCGUUGUCUCUGAGGGUGCUGUGCCAUCAUUUGGGGGAAGAAGCGGGUCUCAGUUGUUUUCUCUUUCCUCUUCCUCUCAUUCCUGGAAUGCUAAAACUGGACUGAUGGACAUUUCCGAACUUUGUCUUCCAGACCCUCUCAGCUAUCAUAACCAGGCUUUGUUGUCCAAUUCAUUAGAGAGGUUCCUGAGUCCAAUGGCCACGCUGGAGCCUUCUCAUUUCUGGCUGCUGAAUAGAAUGGCAGCUGAUGAACGACAUCUACCCUCCAGCUGUGGGUCCUACAUCAAGACAGAACCGUCCAGUCCCUCCUCGGUCAUCGACACAGUCAGCCACCACAGCCCCAGCGGCAACUCAGACGCCAGCGGCGGCUAUGUCAACGCCAUGAACAGCCACUCGAACGGCCUGGACUCUCCGCCCAUGUUCACCCCCGGCGGGCUYGGCGCCGGCUCCUGCCGCAAGCGCUACGACGACUGCUCCAGCACCAUCAUGGAGGACUCAUCCAUAAAGUGCGAAUACAUGUUGAACUCGCUCCCCAAGAGGCUGUGCCUGGUCUGUGGAGAUAUAGCCUCAGGGUAUCACUAUGGGGUAGCUUCUUGUGAGGCCUGCAAAGCCUUUUUUAAAAGGACAAUACAAGGUAACAUAGAAUACAGCUGUCCGGCCACAAAUGAAUGCGAGAUCACAAAACGGAGACGCAAAUCUUGUCAGGCUUGUCGCUUCAUGAAAUGCCUCAAAGUGGGGAUGCUCAAAGAAGGUAAGAAGAGGGUUCGGCUGGAUCGUGUGCGAGGGGGCAGACAGAAGUACAAACGGAGGCUGGACACAGAAAACAACCCGUACCUGGGUUUGACGCUUCCCCCUCCUACCAAAAAGCCCCUCACAAAGAUAGUGUCUCACCUGUUGGUAGCAGAGCCAGAAAAGAUCUAUGCUAUGCCUGACCCCACAAUGCCAGAGAGUGACAUCAAGGCUCUUACGACGCUGUGUGACUUGGCUGACCGAGAGCUGGUGGUCAUUAUCGGUUGGGCUAAACACAUCCCAGGUUUCUCUACCCUGUCCUUGGGUGACCAGAUGAGUCUACUGCAGAGCGCCUGGAUGGAAAUCCUCAUCCUCAGCAUUGUGUUCCGCUCACUGCCAUACGAAGACGAGCUCGUGUACGCGGAGGACUACAUCAUGGACGAGGAGCACUCGCGGCUGACAGGCCUGCUCGACCUCUACGUCUCCAUCCUGCAGCUGGUCCGCAAAUACAAGAAGCUCAAAGUGGAGAAGGAGGAGUUUGUCACCCUCAAAGCCAUCGCUCUCGCCAACUCAGACUCCAUGCACAUAGAGGACAUGGAGGCGGUCCAGAAGUUGCAGGAUGCUCUCCACGAGGCCCUGCAGGACUACGAGAGCAGCCAGCAUCAGGAGGACCCGCGACGGGCUGGCAAACUGCUCAUGACGCUGCCCCUGCUGAGGCAGACAGCCACUAAGGCUGUGCAGCACUUUUACAGCAUCAAGGUGCAGGGCAAGGUGCCCAUGCACAAACUGUUCCUGGAGAUGCUGGAGGCCAAGGUCUGAUGGAGGAGCUGAUCGACCACGGCUACGUUACAGGGAGAGGGACUUGAACCAAGGCUGAAGGUUCUCAGGAGGAGGAGACACACAUUAGGAGUGCAAGACAGAGGCUGGCAUUUCUCCUCCUCUUCUUGGAAUCCUGGGACAGAAUAAUAAAUUAAAAAACAAGUGGAAAACUU